UCUGUGAUUAUAGUAAAAGUAUUUUGAGAUGGCUUCACCGCACAAAUUAGUGGCUAAAUUACGUAGUCUAACGCCUCGGAUAUUAAAAAAUCCGGACGGGAGAACGUACUUGAGUCCUUAUAAACAAACUGUCGGAAAUAGAAAUCAGUUUAACAUCGAUACUCCUAAUAGACGCAAAAUAUUAGAGGACGGUCUUCCUAACAAACACGGUACAUUCCUCGGAAGCGGUGGUUUCGGGACAGUGUACAAAGCUUCUUAUAAAGGCGACGAGGUAGCAGCUAAAGUGAUGCGAACAGAGAAAUGUCUGAAUGUGCUGAACCGUGAGAAACGCGCGUCCUUCUUGAAGCAUACGAACAUCGUGAGAGUCUUAAUGAUCGAGCAAGGUGCCGCGUUGUCUUUGAUAACGAUGGAAUUAUGCGGUACCACUUUGCAAGAUCAGCUGGACGAAAGAGUAUUAAAUAAACACGAAAGGCUGCGCGUGUUACGAGGCGUAACUUGCGCUCUAGACUUCUGUCACAGCGCUGGGAUUGUACAUGCCGAUGUCAAGCCGAAAAAUAUAUUGCUGUCCGUGGACGGCCAGCCAAAACUUACAGACUUUGGUAGUUCUGUAUUGAUAGAAGAAUCGAACGAAGUUAAAGAGUAUCGUGGUACGCCAGGAUACACUGCACCGGAAAUAAUAAAAGGGAAUAGUCCCACUCCCGGUUCUGAUAUUUACUCUUUAGGUAUCGUAGCCUGGCAAAUGAUAUCUAGAAAGUUACCAUUCGCUGGGUUACAUAGUCAUACGAUUAUAUAUCUUUCGGCAAAAGGACAUCGCCCGGAAGAUGAAAGCAUUGAAGAUGAAGUCAAUGGUAUCUAUAAAUCAUUGUACAGAAAAAUGUGGGCACAAGAUGUUAAUGAGAGACCGUCGACCAACGAAAUAAUAAAUAGGAUCGAUGUACUACUUGAUUCUUAGUUUUAGUUAUACGUAACAGGUAUUCUUAAAUUGUUUAUUGUACAAAAAAAAAUUAUUGUAUAAUAAAAAACAUCUUUACGUGUCAGGCAUUUCUCCACCAGGUACAAGCUAUAACAGAGGUACAACAUGUAGAAUUUUCUGAGAUUUGAAAAUAAAGAAUAUUGUGUUAAAGAUA
Messenger RNA from Ceratina calcarata, 1127 nucleotides. It is a transcript of the gene Mos, whose product is annotated as proto-oncogene serine/threonine-protein kinase mos. Gene Ontology annotation, molecular function: protein serine/threonine kinase activity; ATP binding. Gene Ontology annotation, biological process: protein phosphorylation. NCBI's taxonomy places the organism in Eukaryota, Metazoa, Arthropoda, Insecta, Hymenoptera, Apidae. The record is from RefSeq and is a predicted model, not a curated record. The transcript has 4 exons. Bases 29 to 952 code for a protein of 307 amino acids.